AUGGCCUCCUCUUCCGCACAUCCUUCGUUCCCGCCGCGAUCAUCCUACGUCGGCGGGAAACUCCCCGACAGAUCUUUGGGCAAUAACCACCUCCCAUUUGGUGCUUCAGUUCUCUCGCGACGGGAUCGGGGAGACUUUACGGGCGGGGAUGGCAGCCUUUCAAAAUCAGCGCCGGCCCCGCCAGCACAUGCACAACAAAACCUACAUCAACAGCAUGCACAAACCAAUAACAACCCACUCAAUGAGUUGACGGAGGAACAGAGGGAGGAAAUCAACGAAGCUUUUACCCUCUUCGACCUCGACCGCGACCGCCAUCUCGACUACCACGAGCUCCGCGUCGCCCUUCGCGCACUAGGCUUCACCCUCUCCAAACCCGACCUCAUCUCCCUCCUAACAACCUACGGCGUCCCACGCAAUUCACAACAAUCAUCACAACCACCCUCGGCACAACAGCAACGGGUAGCGGGCCAGCGGGGUGGCCCCAACCCGGAGCAGCCCCCACAUCCAUCCAGCCUCCUCAUGCCCCUCUCCGCCUUCCAGACGCUCACUGCGCGCAAGAUACUAGAGCGGGACCCUCGCGAAGAGAUUCUUAGGGCCUUCGAGCUGUUUGAUGAAGGCGGGAAGGGGUUUAUUGAUCUGGAGGACUUGAGGCGGGUGGCGAGGGAGUUGGGGGAGACGGGGUUAGAGGAAGAGGAGUUGAGGGCUAUGAUUGAGGAGUUUGAUUUGGAAGGUGUGGGAGGGGUGACGAGGGAGGGAUUUGUGGGAAUUUGUUUACAGUGA
This is a messenger RNA of Blastomyces dermatitidis ER-3, 780 nucleotides long. Its product is annotated as cell division control protein Cdc31. The record is from RefSeq and is a predicted model, not a curated record. Gene Ontology annotation, biological process: spindle pole body duplication. Gene Ontology annotation, cellular component: mitotic spindle pole body; half bridge of spindle pole body. The transcript has 2 exons. The coding region runs from base 1 to 780 and encodes 259 amino acids. Gene Ontology annotation, molecular function: microtubule binding; calcium ion binding. Lineage: Eukaryota; Fungi; Ascomycota; Eurotiomycetes; Onygenales; Ajellomycetaceae.